CUCCAUGGGGAAGAGCCUGGAUUCUUACUUCAUUGCUGGACUUCAAAUAUAACCACUCUGUAACUCUCCGCGAGGUUUUCAGACUCUUCAAUGGCUUUUCCCACUACACAACCGCUCGUCACCUCUCCAUUUCCUCCCCAUCCUGACCCCGCCGCAGCAGCGUCCACUGGCCUCCGCAAUCGUCAACUCCUCUCGACUAUCUCCUCCGCCUCCUCUGUCGAUCAACUCAAACAAAUCCACGCCCAUAUCCUCCGCUUAGGUGUCGACCAUUCCAAUUCCCUUCUUUCCAAGCUCGCCCUUUCCUCUCUCGAUUACGCUAUCUCUCCCUCCCUUCACUACGCUAUCUCUGUGUUUGGACAAAUACCCAAUCCGAAUCCUCGCAUCACCAACAGGUUCCUGCGGGAUUUGUCACGGAGCAAUCAGCCGCUGAAGACACUCUCGGUGUAUGGUAUAUUGAGGAGAAAAGGAUUAACUUUGGACAGGUUUAGCUUCCCUCCAUUGUUGAAAGCCUCUUCCAAAUCUUUGACCUUUAAAAUUGGAAUUGAGAUUCAUGGUUUAUCCGUCAAACUGGGUUUUGAUGGGGAUCCCUUUGUGCAGACUGCUUUGGUUGCGAUGUAUGCUGCUUGUGGCAGGAUUUUGGUUGCCCGGAGUGUGUUCGACAGAAUGUCUCAUAGAGAUGUUGUUACGUGGAGUACUAUGAUUGAUGGAUAUUGUCAGAGUGCGCUUUUUGGUGAUGCAUUGGCGCUAUAUGAAGAUAUAAAGUGCUCCAACAUAGAACCAGAUGGUAUGAUUCUUUCCAGCAUUCUUUCAGCUUGUGGUCGAUCUGGGAACUUAACUUGUGGAAAGGAAAUCCAUGAGUUCAUAACCAUGAACAAUAUGAUUGAUGAUCAUCACUUGCAGAGUGCUUUGAUCACCAUGUAUUCAAACUGUGGAUCCAUGGAAGAUGCACAAAAUGUGUAUCAACAGUUAAAAAAGAAAAACAUUGUAGUUUCAACCGCCAUGAUAUCCGGUUACUCAAAACUAGGAAAAGUCGAAGCUGCUCGUUCAAUUUUUAAUCAAAUCGAAGUAAAAGACUUAGUCUGUUGGAGUGCAAUGAUCUCUGGCUACGCAGAGAGCAAUCAGCCUCAAGAAGCUCUAGGUUUGUUCAAAGAGAUGCAGAAAUCGGGCACAGUACCCGAUCAAGUGACGAUGUUGAGUGUUAUAUCGGCCUGUGCAAAUCUCGGUGCUCUAGAUGUAGCCAAAUCGAUCCAUAUCCAUGUUGAUAGAAGUGGAUUUGGUGCAGCCUUGCCUAUUAACAAUGCUCUUAUCGAUAUGUACGCCAAAUGUGGGGAUUUGGAAAGAGCUAUAACGGUUUUCAACAGGAUGGGGAGGAAAAAUGUAAUAUCUUGGACCACAACGAUAAAUUCCUUUGCCAUUCAUGGCGAUGCCAGUAAUGCAUUGAAUCUCUUCCACCAGAUGAAGGCAGAAGGUUAUAUACAGCCAAACGGGGCUACAUUCGUCAGUGUCCUUUAUGCUUGUAGCCAUGCAGGAUUAGUCGAGGAAGGAAGGAGAAUAUUUGCUCUAAUGAAAGAUGAACAUAAAAUCAUUCCCAAACAUGAGCAUUAUGGAUGUAUGGUAGAUCUCUUUGGCCGUUCUAAACUAAUUAGAGAAGCUCUAGAGGUUGUGGAGAUGAUGCCUCUACCACCUAAUGUCGUCAUUUGGGGGUCGCUUAUGGCGGCUUGUCGGGUUCAUGGCGAGCUUGAACUAGGAGAAUUUGCAGCCAAACGGGUCCUUGAGCUGGAACCUAAUCACGACGGUGCUCAUGUCUUCCUAUCGAACGUAUACGCUAAAGAGAAGAGAUGGGAAGACGUUGGGCAGCUGAGGAUGUUGAUGAAGAAUAAAGGCAUCUUAAAGGACCGGGCAGUUAGUAGGAUUGAAUUGAGAAACGAGAUACACGAAUUUCUGAUGGCGGAUAGGAAUCACAAACAGGCGAAAGAGAUCUAUGCGAAACUAGAUGAGGUGGUUGCUGAGUUGAAGCUCGUCGGCUAUACGCCCAAUGCGUGUGAUGUUUUGGUUGAUGUUGAUGAAGAAGAGAAGGUGGAAAUGGUUUUACGGCACAGUGAAAAACUAGCGCUUUGUUACGGACUGAUUGGUGGGACUAAAGGCGGCUCUUGCAUUCGCAUAGUCAAGAAUCUCAGAAUCUGCGAGGAUUGCCACACUUUUAUGAAGUAUGUUUCGAAUGUGUAUAGGAUGAACAUCAUUGUUAGAGACAGGACUAGGUUUCAUCACUAUAAAAAUGGCUCAUGCUCCUGUAAAGAUCAUUGGUAGCCUCCUCCAGAGAAUACGAUUGAAUGGUUACUGACUAUUAUAAAAUACAUCUACUGUAGAAUUACAUCAAGAACAACAUUCUCUUCUGUUAUGAAUAUCAAUGUGUUUCUUUCUAUUGA
Molecule: messenger RNA, 2426 nt
Organism: Impatiens glandulifera
Lineage: Eukaryota; Viridiplantae; Streptophyta; Magnoliopsida; Ericales; Balsaminaceae
Product: pentatricopeptide repeat-containing protein At4g14820
Exons: 2
Coding region: 91-2307 (738 amino acids)
Biological process (GO): RNA modification
Molecular function (GO): RNA binding; protein binding; zinc ion binding
Source: RefSeq, a predicted model, not a curated record